UGGACUGGGGACAUAUGCGCUGCGUCCUCAGAGAGAUAUAGCCCACGGGGAACGGGCGUCUUGUAAGCCACUAGGUCCCACAGCUGGCGCAAUGCGGCCGUGCUUCUCAGAUUAGGUGCCGUCAUUGUCCUCAUCUGAGAGCAGAACUAUGAACUGGCACGUCCUUGGUGAUGUGAGUUAUCAGAAACGGAAUCUGCACACGGUAGUCGACCUCCACUAGCAAUGCAAGUUACUUUUUUUUUCAGAUGGCCUGGAAUAUUGAACUCUCGAACAAGGUGGUGACUGGCGCACCUGCUGGGGGGGCAUUGGCCUUGCUGCAUCGCCACCAGGUAUGACACUUUUUUAUUUUAAACUCAAAUUGAUUUCAGAUGGGUCGCAAGUGCCUUGCUGAGAACAAGUUACUACUCUACACGAAUGCAGGCGAGCCUUUGGCGACAAUUACUUGGAACGAAAGUUGUCUGGUGGGCAUGGGCUGGGUGGAAGAAGAACUGUUGCUUCUUUGUUUUGAAGAUGGCGUGGUAUUCAUCUAUGAUGUGUUGGGCAACUUUGUGCGAUCAUUUCUGUUGCUCACAUCAAAGCUUCCUUUAGAGGAGACCAUUAUUCAAGUCUACAUCUGGGGGUCUGGUCUUGUCGCCUUGACAAGUGCCAUGAAUCUUCAAGUAUGUGAUACUGUUCAUGCUUUCUCGCCAGCUGUUUAUACUAUGCCAACGGGGCUGUCUGAGGAGCGAUUAGCUAUUACCAUGGUCGUUUUACAACCAUGUUUUUCUUCCUCUGGUCUUGUUGAAGUUUUUCUUGGUACAGCUGAUAGCUCGAUUCUAGCUGUCGACGUGAACGGCCCCCAUGAUCAGCUCAUUCACGGUCGUCUCCCUGCUCCUGUGACUUCAAUGGCAAUAGCUCCAAAUGGUCGUUUUCUAGCGUGUUUUACUCUGGGAUUAUUAACAGUUGUAUCUACAUCUUUUACGACAAAAGUGCUGGAGUUUGACACUUUAGCGGAUUCAAGACUCCUUGACAUGCAGUGGUGUGGGGAAGAUUCCGUCCUGCUCAGUUGGGAAGAUUGUUUAUUGAUGGUUGGACCAUAUGGACAUUGGCUUAAAUUCAAAUACAGGGCCCCCUUGUUUCUGAUACCCGAAAUAGACUGUUGCCGCAUUAUCACUGAUCGAAGUUGUGAGUUACUUCAAAGGGUGCCUGGGCCGAUUGCGCUGAUUCGCCAAUUGAGUGCAGAUAAUCCCUCAGCCAUGCUGUAUAACACUCUGGAAAUGUGCAAAGUUGUAGAUGUAAAGGUGGAUCAUGUGCGCUCAAAGGACCCACCAGGCCAAGCAUGUUUAUCAGCCGAAAUCUUGCAUGCGAUUCAAGCAAACAUUGCAGCUGCAGCUGUUGAACUCACAACAGUCCAGCAGAAGUGCUACCUCCGCGCCGCUGCCUGUGGCAAGGCAUUUAUAAAAGUAUCCUCGGCUUACACAGAAAAUUUUGUUGCUGCGGCUCGCAAGCUUAGGGUGCUCAACCAUUUGCGUCGACGUAUUCCUGCUUUGUGCUUAACCACGACCCAGUAUGAUCGACUAGCAACGAGCUCCUUGAUGGACCGUCUUCUGGCUAGAAAUUAUCACUCCUUAGCACUACGCGUCAGUGAAUACCUUGGAGUCCAAAGAGACAGGGUAAUCAUUCACUGGGCAUGCGUAAAAUUACGAAGUUCUGUAGCACACAAAAGCCUGGACGGACAGAUGAGACCAUCAAUGAAUAACGCUUGUUUGAAGAUUCCUUGCUAUAUAUCGCAAAUCCCCAUCGUAACAACUGCCGAUGUCCUUGGGUGUCGUCAAUUCGCAAUGGCUUUGUUGCAGUCUGAGUGUUCUAUGAUAGACCAAGUCAAAUUAUUACUUGCUAUGCACGAGCAUGAAUUAGCAUUGAAAAAAGCUGCUCAGGGCAAGGAGGUUGACGCUAUCUAUCUUGCUCUUAUAUGUACUGAGCGCAUGUGUCCCUGGAUGACGAGGAACACGAGUCCAUCGUCAAACUGCAGUUCACUUUUUGAUACAAUUGCUCGUCACGAAGACCUAUCCAACCUGCUGCGUGUGUAUUAUCAGUCACGCAUUCCAACAGCAAGCAGCAGAAACUUACACAACUUUCUAGUUCACCACAACGCUGGUCGUCCUUGCUUCAAACAAGCUGGAAACUUGGCACUAAGAAUCAGCUAUCUGCAAACACGGCGCGCAGAUAGAUUUAAAAAGCUGCGUGAAGUAAUUUCAUUGUAUGCGCAGGGGCGCGAAUCGCAAUUUCAGCGUAGGGCAACUGAGGAUCAAGUAGCUUUGCUUGAGUUUCAAUCUGAUCUAGAAAAGAAGUAUGGAACUGGGUGUUUUUUCGACAUGUCCCUUAGUGAGACAGUAUACAACUUGAUUGUGCUUUGCUCAACUCAACAAAAGCGUGCAGUUGAUUUGCUUUCAGACACUAAUAGAUUACGAAGGAGGUUUAAAAUACCAGAUCGCCGUUUUUCAUACUUGAAGUUAACAGCGCUUGCUGCUUCUGGACAAUGGCACGCACUUCGUGUUUUUUCCGCUGAAAAAUCUGCCAUUGGCUACGCGCCAUUUGUGCGGGUCUGCAUUGAGUAUGGACAGCCGGCCUCUGAGAUAGAGUACUACAUGAACCGAAUAACUAUAGAUAACGAACGCCAUUCUCUUCGUGCCGAGCUUAAGUCUUAAUUGAGCAUCAGCACAACGAUUGAAGUAUCAUCUGGUGGAUCCGGUGAUGGUAUUUCUUUUUUUUUGAGGCCUAAACCGGCUUGAACAGCGGAUACCUCGCACUGUGUCAUUGGAUUGAUGGAAUUCUGGUGACAGCCCCAAGAUUACCCAUCUGCCAGAACGGAAUGCUGAGUUCGAGUCCGGAUCUCUACCCAGGUUGCUCAACGCAAUUAAAAUAAUAAGAGGAGAAGAUGCAUCAGAAUCCCGCACUUCUAGUUCAGGUUAUCUACUACCUAUGAUGACCAGUCUGUGGAGAUUCAAUUUGCCUCGAGAGCCUCUGACUCAGUGAGGCCAGAAUGCAAGCCCUGGACCUCUUUCAAGGCUGAGCAGUUGACUAAGGCCACCUGAUGGUUUGCCUGAGUGCAGCGAACGGUUACAGACGGCAGUGCACAUGGCCAUCUCACUGACAGAUGCCAGUGGUCCCAUGCUUAGCGUCCGAGUCACGGCCGGCGAUCACGGCCGGCGAUCACACGGGGAAGUCACUAAAAAAUCAAUCAGACCAAAACUUGAAAGUCGACCAUUGGCACCCUACCUCCGUCCCAUCCUGACGGAUCAUAAAUGGGGUAACAAAAUUCGAUUUUUGAAAUCUCG
Messenger RNA from Pelagomonas calceolata, 3317 nucleotides. The record is from the annotation of a GenBank genome assembly. NCBI's taxonomy places the organism in Eukaryota, Pelagophyceae, Pelagomonadales, Pelagomonadaceae.